Molecule: messenger RNA, 1000 nt
Organism: Acipenser ruthenus (sterlet)
Lineage: Eukaryota; Metazoa; Chordata; Actinopteri; Acipenseriformes; Acipenseridae
Product: D-dopachrome decarboxylase-A-like
Exons: 3
Coding region: 114-470 (118 amino acids)
Molecular function (GO): phenylpyruvate tautomerase activity
Source: RefSeq, a predicted model, not a curated record
UGUUCGAAGAUUUCAAUAAAAAUCCAACAACUUCUUUGUGUACAGUUUUCUUGUCUUUAAAACUCUGGGUGACUGUUUCUAUCUUGCACAUUACAAUACUGUACGGACAAAACAUGCCUUUUAUCGAUGUGGAGACCAACCUUCCUGCCAGUCAGUUUCCCGACGAGGUUGUGAAAAAGCUUUGCUCUACAGCGGCUUCAAUAUUAGGAAAACCCGAGGACAGAGUUAACGUGACGGUGAAGGCCGGGUUGCCGAUGCUGAUGUCAGGGUCCAUGGCUCCCUGUGUCCAGCUGGUCAUUUCUUCCAUCGGAGUGGUCGGGACCGCGGAGCAGAACAAGGAACACAGCGCCAAGCUCUUCCAGUUUCUCACCAAGGAGCUGGGGCUGAGUGAAGACAGGAUUCUUCUCCGUUUCUAUCCUCUGGAGGCCUGGCAGAUUGGGAAGAAAGGGACUGUCAUGACCUUCCUCUAGACGCUCAUUUAUAUUGAGAAAACAACAUUUAUUACACAGCACCGAAAUGUAGAGAACAACACGAUCUGGGUACUUUCAAUCACGUUACAGAAUCUGUGCCUUACAUGUGUUUAAUAAUAAAAUACUGACACCUACGCUGAGAUUCUGACCUUGGGAAAGUCAUUUGACGGCACUGUGCUGCAGGGCACCCGAUCUGUGCAAUUGGCUGCCAGCAGGAGUCUGAGUCUGUAUUAAAAUGCAGGUGUGCACCACAUUGCUGAUGGAAGUGAUGGCUUUGAUUUGUGGCUUCAAUGUAAAUUGUGUUCAAUCAGAACAAGGAUGUGUGGAAACACAGCUGCCACAGAGAGAGUAUCUACCCUGAGCCAAAAAAACCCAAUCCCCUGUGUGUGUUUGAUACAGCAAUAUGUUACACCGGAUAAUGUCAUUUGGUGUUGUAGUUUAAACAGUUGUAUUUUCAUAACCCAAACCUGUAUGAUCGCUGUAGUGAAAUCAUGGUACUGUGUCUCACUAUAAACCUUAAGACAUGAAAA